AAUGGCAACCCCCAUGCCUUCAAUCGCUCUCAAAAUGAAUGCUCCAACGAAUUUAUCCUCUGAACAGCCCUACGCUGUAUUUGCUGGAACAAAUACAGGGUUUUUGAAAGGAUGCUCUUUUUCAAACAAAUCUCCUGUCAACAUUAAUUCCGUGGAAGUACCAGUGAAAGGAAAUGAAAUUGUUGACAUAUGCUGGUGGGAUAACGAAAAAGAAAGUUUUAUUUUAGCUGGUCACAAAGAUGGGCGAGUUUUAAAUUAUUCAUUGGAUGAUGGGACAGUAAUAAAUGUAUCAACGAAACUAACAGAAGACAAGUCUUUUCUCAGAUCUAUUCGAAGUUAUGGUAAUUCACUUGUAGUGACUGCUUUUAGCAAUGGUAAAGUGGAUUGUAAUAACUAUGCAUUGAGCAAAUCUUCACAAUCAGGGAAUAUGGUAAUGGAUCAAAGAGCUACUGCUGUUGCAUUAAAUGCUGGACAAGAUUUAUUCUGCAUGGAUCAUAAUAUUUCUUUAGGAAGUCAGAUAGCAACUGGUGGAAAAGAAAAUCCUUUGAAAAUAUGGGACAUUACAUCUCCUGAGCAACCAAUUUUUACAGCAAAAAACAUGCCAAAUGACUGGUUGAAUUUACGUGUACCCAUUUGGGUAAUGACAGCUGAGUUUGUCCCACAUACUAGCAAGAUAGUCUCCGGUACUGGGUAUUCUCAAAUUCGAUUAUAUGAUCCAUCUGCUCAAAGGAGACCUGUGAUAGAAGUUCAGUUAAAAGGUUGCAAAGAUCCAAUAACUGCACUGGCACUGAGACCCAGUUUUGAAAACCAGUUGGUUGUAGGUACUACAACAGGAACUCUUGCUUUAGUUGAUCUUCGAAAAAAAGACAUAAUUCAACACUUUAAAGGUCCAAGUGGUGGAGUUACAGAUAUAAAAUUUCAUAAUUCAUGUCCUUUGUUUGCUGCAUGUGGGAUUGAUCGCUAUGUGAGAUUUUAUGAUGUUAAUUUAAACAAAAAGCAGUUGCAUUCAAUAUAUAUGCAGUCUCAAGUUAAUUGUCUGCUAUUUUCAUCCAAGUCAUUACUUGAUGAAAAUGUUGUUGGUCCACAAUGGUAUCCAAAAUCAAAGACAGCUGAUCUAACUUCUGAAAAUAGUAGUAACUUAUCAGACCAAUCAGAAAAGCAAAAUACUGAAGAUGAUAAUGACGAAAGUGUUUGGAAUACAUUUAAGGUCAUCCAGACAAAAAAGCGCAAAAAACAGCCAAAAUCUUCAUCUACAGGGAAAUCAAAGAUUAAAAAAGUGUGAGAUGCAAAAAAUGAUUUCAUGAUAAAACCAACUUAAACCAUGUUAGCGAUACCGGUACCUUUUCUUCCUAUGAAUUAUUUAAACACGAUUUUUUAAAAAAAAAGGUAGAAAUCGUGUUUUCCUGCCAUUAUAUUUUCUGAAUUUUUUUAAUGUUUAUGUUUAAUGAUUUUCUAAUUGUAUAUCAGUUAUUAAGAGAAAAGUUUUAAUCCCAGAAUGCUUUUUCAUCCC
This is a messenger RNA of Lymnaea stagnalis (great pond snail), 1510 nucleotides long. The record is from the annotation of a GenBank genome assembly. Lineage: Eukaryota; Metazoa; Mollusca; Gastropoda; Lymnaeidae.